This is a messenger RNA of Morone saxatilis (striped sea-bass), 2100 nucleotides long. RefSeq names its product eukaryotic translation initiation factor 2D (gene eif2d). The transcript has 15 exons. The record is from RefSeq and is a predicted model, not a curated record. The coding region runs from base 116 to 1978 and encodes 620 amino acids. Gene Ontology annotation, molecular function: translation initiation factor activity; RNA binding. Lineage: Eukaryota; Metazoa; Chordata; Actinopteri; Moronidae. Gene Ontology annotation, biological process: formation of translation preinitiation complex; translational initiation.
UCGGAAAUAAAUAUGUGUCGGACCAUCACACCCAACGAGGAACAGCUGAUUACUGUAAAGCCAAUAUAAGAAAUAUAUUAGGCUGUUUCGCCGUUGCAGAGGGCGUAUAAAAUGUAUGUGUCGACACAAUGAAAACAGUUCCAUUAUCUCAGCAGGACAAGCCGAAUUCGUCGCAGUAGUUUGUUUAUUUUCUGAGAAGAUGUUUGCCAGACAGUUUCGUGUCAAAUCCAACACCGCAAUCAAAGGAUCGGACAGGAGAAAGCUCAAAGCUGACAUAUCUGCUGCUUUUCCUUCACUGUCUGCUGAUGAGAUUUCGGAGCUGGUCCCCAACAAAGAGGAAUUAAAUGUAGUGAAGAUUUAUGCACAUAAGGGAGAUGCUGUGACACUUUAUGUUCUUCACAAAAACCCACUGUUCUUUGAACUGGAGAAACGACUUUAUCCUACAGUAUAUGUUCUUUGGCGCUACCCUGCUCUACUGCCAAAAUUCAGGACAUGGCCUCCAGUGCUUCAGAAGUUGGUUGGAGGAGCAGAUCUCAUGCUGCCAGGCGUGGUGGUGCCUUCAAGUGGCCUCCCAGAUGUGAAACAGGGCGACUGCUGUGCUGUUACAGUAGUGAACAACAGAGCUCCUGUUGCAGUUGGCACUGCUGCAGUGUCCACUGCAGAGAUGCAUGGUUUGGGUAUGAAAGGGAGAGGAGUGUGUGUUCUCCACACGUACAUGGAUACUCUCUGGGCUUUUGGAGACAAGUCGGGUCCUCCGUCUUUACCGGAAGCAGAGAAUGAAGGACAAGGGGUGAAUGGAGAGGAAUAUGAGGUCAGUGAGGAAGAGGAGGAAGAAGUUGAGAAGUAUUUGGAGGAGGAGCAGAGUCCCGGUGAAAUGGUGAAGGAUCAAGCUUGUUCUGGUAUUGAGGAACUGAGUUUGGCUGAGCAGGAGGAAGAGAAGGGUCAAAGGGACAAUGAGGAAGAGGAGGGAAAAGAGGAUGAGAAGAAAAUGGCACAAGAGAUAAUGGACGCCCUGCUGUUGCAGUGUUUUCUCCAUGCUCUCAAGAGCAAGGUGAAGAAGUCAGAGCUCCCUCUGCUGACCAGUACAUUUCUCCGCAACCACAUGUUCUCCUGCUGCCCAAAUGGAAAGCAACUUGAUAUCAAGAAAUCCAGCUAUAAAAAGCUGUCCAAGUUUCUACAGGCCAUGCAGCAGCAGCAUAACCUUGUGCGAGUGAAAGAACUGACCAAGGGUGUGGAGAGCAUUGUGGAGGUGGACUGGAAAAAUCCAGAACUGCGUUACUUCAGCGUUCCUGAAGAGACAGAUGUUGAAGCAGCCCCGGUGCAAGAUGGAGGGGAAGGAGACACUCCAUACCAUCCACCUGAGAUCACAACUCUUUACUCUGUGUCAGCUCGACUGGAGCCUCUCUUUCUGGAUGCAAACAAGAGGAAAGGAACAAUGCUGCUGCCUGCUGACGUGAGAAAUAUUGUCACAGAGUAUGUGAAGAAGAAUGAACUGGUGGAUGAAAAUAAUAAGAAUUACGUGACCAUAAACCCUAUUCUCUGUGACUGCUUGCUGGAGAAAUCUGAGUACCAGGAGGUAGAGUCUCUCAAGUGGGAUGACCUCUUUAGCAGGACGUUGGCACGAAUGCAGGAGUGCUAUCAAGUUGUAUUCCCUGGACAAGCACCCGUAAAAAAGAAGGGCCACAUUGAGCCCAUUGACAUCUCUGUGGCGUCCCGAGGCUCCAGUAAGAAGGUGACUCUAAUAAAGAACCUGGAAGUGUACGGUUUGGAUCCUGCAGUCGUAGCCACAGCUUUGCAGCACAGAGUGCAGGCCAGCUCUGUCAUACAGCCCAUUCCUGGUUCCAAGGACAAAGUCCUGGUCCAGAUCCAAGGCAACCAGAUUCAUCAAGCUGGCAAUCUGCUGUUAGAUCACUAUCAGAUUCCUCGCAAGUACAUACAAGGACUAGAAAAAGCUCCAAAAGGUGGCAAGAAGAAGUAGCAUUUCAACCUGCUACACCAACCAUUUAAUGUCUUUAAAGCUGCUUUACUGUAUGUAAACACAACAACAACAGUCGGCCAUUCAUUUAAUAAAGUCACUGUCAUCUUCUGGAGGUUAAUGAA